Messenger RNA from Quercus robur (English oak), 1185 nucleotides. RefSeq lists its product as uncharacterized. Lineage: Eukaryota; Viridiplantae; Streptophyta; Magnoliopsida; Fagales; Fagaceae. Bases 1 to 1185 code for a protein of 394 amino acids. The transcript has 3 exons. Gene Ontology annotation, molecular function: RNA-DNA hybrid ribonuclease activity; nucleic acid binding. The record is from RefSeq and is a predicted model, not a curated record.
AUGGGGGAUUCUCAACUGAUCAUGGGGCAAGUGAAUGGGACGUAUGAAGCGAAGGAAGAAAGAAUGAAGAAAUACCUUGGUAGAGUGAUGCGCCUUGUGAAAAGGUUUGAAAAAGCUGACUUCGUUCAAAUCCCAAGGGAGGAGAACGUGGAAGCUGAUACUAUAGCAAAAGAGGCCUCAGCAGAUGAAUCAUUAGAGAAGUCAGAUGAAGUUCAAUAUAUGCCAAGUAUCGAUGUCCAGGAAGUACAGCAGGUGGAUAACAGAGAAAGUUGGAUGACUCCCAUUGUAUCAUACUUGAAGGAUGGACGAUUACCAGAAGAGAAAGACGAGGCCAGAAAGGUGAGGGUGAGAUCAGCUAGAUACGUCCUUAUGAAUGAAGUGCUAUAUAAGAGAGGUUUCUCUCAACCUUACCUUAGAUGCUUAACUCCGGACGAAGCAAACUACGUGCUGAGAGAAGUUCAUGAAGGGGCAUGUGGCAAUCACUCAGGAGCCAGAUCACUUGUCCACAAGGUCGUCCGUGCAGGGUAUUACUGGCCGCACAUGCAAGCUGAUGCUAAAGCAUACGUUAAGGUCUGCGACCAAUGCCAGCGAUUUAGCAACGUCCCCAGACAACCAUCGGAAUACCUCACCCCAAUGGUGGCACCGUGGCCCUUUGCACAAUGGGAACUAGACAUUUUGGGUCCCUUCCCUUUGGGAAUAAGGCAGAUGAAGUUUCUAGUGGUGGGCAUCGAUUACUUCACCAAAUGGGUGGAGGCAGAAUCGUUGGCAAAUAUCACACAGCAGAAUGUGAAAAACUUCGUCUGGAAGAACAUUGUAUGCAGAUUUGGAGUGCCAAAGGGAAUAUGGCCAAAUGAAUUACCAGGAGUUUUAUGGGCAUACAAGACCACAGUGAGGACCCCUACAAGGGAGACCCCUUUCAAGUUAGCCUAUGGAAGCGAUGCAGUCAUACCUGCAGAAGUACAUAUGGCUAAUCACAGGGUGAUGAUGUAUCAAGACAAGGAUAAUGAGGACCAGCUUCGUCUGAACCUCGAUCUAAUAGACGAGGUAAGGGCAAACGCAGAACACAGGGCAACAAAGUAUAAGAACCUCAUGGCUAGGCAGUAUGAUGCGAUGGUGAAGUCUAGGCGUUUCAAUAUAGGAGAUCUCGUCCUGAGAAAGUUUGAAACUAUGAUUUACUUUUUAUAG